AUGUCAGUAUUCGAGCAUACGUGUUGGGCAGCAGCGCACAUGCACUGUGCAGACUCAGUGGAAGCCACUUCCAUUGGUGCCAGCCAGAUUCACGAUGCACAGCAGGAGUCGCAUAUUCAGCAAAUCUCUAUAUAUGUUAAUACUACCACCGGAUGUAUUUUCCUCGCAUCUUUUCACGAGUCGCUGCUCCCCAGUUACAUCGCGCAACCUGACCAAGCUCACUCUCUGGCACCACUCAAAUACUGUGUCCCAACCUCCAGGAGAUUGACAUGGGAGUCAACGGCAGUGACAAUGGAUGAAGAUGCCCACAGAGAACGACCUCGUCACUACGGUGGAAAAAGCUGGCACGGCGAUAUCGUUGUGAUGUGCAUAGGUGUUGCUGAGGUCAAAGAACAGAUACCUGUCAGAUUGGAUGAUAAAGAAGCAGGGUCACCCACUGCGCAUGCCCAAGACGCUCUCAUUUUGCAAAGAAUAGCCGUAGUCAGAGAGAUGACCCAAGUACUGAGUGAGGAAGCAAGGUGGCACCAGCAGUGGGUAGACGAGACUGGUGCCAAACAAUCUGCAGCCAAACACUCAGGGUUUACUCAGGCUACUUCUAUAGCAGCAAGAUCCUGUUGCACUCUCAUGAUGUGCUUCUGGAGGCCCAUGAACGUUGCAGUCAAAGUUCUGGGAUGUGAAUACUUUAUUGUCUACGAGCUCAACUUAGAGGCGGUCAACGAGUUUGAGAUGGCAGCAGCCAGAGAACCUGAAAGCCUGGUUGAGAUCAUGAACCACAAAGAGGGUCAAAUCUGA
Molecule: messenger RNA, 792 nt
Organism: Desarmillaria tabescens
Lineage: Eukaryota; Fungi; Basidiomycota; Agaricomycetes; Agaricales; Physalacriaceae
Exons: 7
Coding region: 1-792 (263 amino acids)
Source: RefSeq, a predicted model, not a curated record